This is a messenger RNA of Talaromyces marneffei, 2070 nucleotides long. RefSeq lists its product as uncharacterized. Gene Ontology annotation, molecular function: syntaxin binding. NCBI's taxonomy places the organism in Eukaryota, Fungi, Ascomycota, Eurotiomycetes, Eurotiales, Trichocomaceae. Gene Ontology annotation, biological process: vesicle-mediated transport; intracellular protein transport. The transcript is spliced from 8 exons. The record is from RefSeq and is a predicted model, not a curated record. The coding region runs from base 1 to 2070 and encodes 689 amino acids. Gene Ontology annotation, cellular component: plasma membrane; secretory granule.
AUGGCGUCCUUGAUCAGCAUUCAACGUGACAUCAUUCUAGGUGCCAUCCGCCAUGCCGCAGGAAACGAGUGGAAAGUCCUCGUCGUGGACGAAAAGUCGAAAAAGCUUCUUUAUAAUACCGUGAAGGAAGACGAUGUCCUAAACAACAAUGUUACAAAUGUUGAGCAGAUUGAGCACCCUCGGCGGCCGAAUCACGAUAUGGAUGCGCUAUAUUUCCUAUCUCCCCAACCGCAUAUAAUAGAUUGUCUCAUGGCCGACCUCGAACGUGUGCGCUAUCGAAAAUUCUUUGUGGUUUGGACAGCGAUUUUGGAACCCCAACAACGUGCUAGACUGGACCGAUCUCAGAUGGCUCGCGAUAUGAUUGUUUCAAUGCAUACUCUGAACGUCGACUUUUACCCCCGCGAAUCGAGAGUAGCUACCUUCCGAGAUCCGUACAGCUUUCCUAUUCUCUUUCACCCAGCCUGCAACAACCUAGUACGGGAGCACCUAGGGGAACUAGCUCGAAAAAUUGUGUCCCUCUGCGUGGUUUUGGGUGAAUAUCCUGUUAUCCGUUACUAUCGACCUCAAGCGCCUACGCACGAGGCCGGUGUUCUGUGCUCCCAUCUGGCACGUUUCGUCCAGGACGAGAUUGAUAGCUAUGCAAGCACCAAUCGCAAUUUUCCACCACAAAGCCCGAGACCGCGAGGUGUACUUUUAAUAGUCGACAGGUCUUUGGAUCUUUACUCUCCUCUGGUCCACGAAUUCACGUAUCAAGCCAUGGCACAUGAUCUGCUUCCAAUCAAAGAAGGCGACAAAGUUACAUAUAAAACGGUAAUAAACGAGGGCAGCACGAAAGAGCAAGUCACGGACAUGGAAAUUGGCGAGCACGAUCGAGUAUGGGUUGAUUACAGGCAUCUCCAUAUGAAAGACGUAUUGGAGAAGUUAGCCGACGACUUUGCUAGAUUUCGAGCAGCGAAUCCGCAAUUUGCAGAAGAGAAUGAUAAAGUCACAGUCAAUACUAUCAAGGACAUGCUAGCGGGUUUGUCUGACUUUCAGGAAGGGAAAAAUGCUUAUACACUUCACUUGAACAUGGCGCAAGAAUGUAUGAACUUUUUCCAGGAGCGUAACUUACUAGAGCUUAGCUCAGUCGAGCAGAGCCUGGCUACCGGUUUGGAUGAAGAUUAUAAAAAGCCGAAGAAUCUCGCCAUUCAACUGGUUCGCCUUAUCGAUGAACAAUCGGUUGUCACACCUGACCGUCUACGGCUGAUUCUGUUGUAUUUGCUUUACCGAGAUGGCCUGCUCAAAGGCGAUAUUCGCAAGUUGCUUGCUCAUGCAAAGCUUCCACCGCAAGACGCUGAAAUCGUUUAUAAUCUCGACCUUUUAGGCGCCAGAGUCGAAAAACCGCUAAAGGAUACAAAGCCUCCGACCCAGCCACUGUUCCCACCCAAACAACCGGCAGCCACUGAAGAACAAGAUAUCAGCCUUUCCAGGUUUGAACCAAACGUGAAGCGAAUGCUUGAAGAACAAAUCAAGGGCACCUUAGAUUCAACCAUAUUCCCUUAUACUCGCCCCCAUACAGAUACUGAUAGUGUGAUGCGCGAUCAAAUAUCGCAAUCAUCACUGAGAAGCGCAAAACCUACUUGGGCUCGGACUCGCGGAUCAGGCGACCAGCCACGUCAACGCAUUGUAGUCUUCAUGGCCGGUGGAGCGACCUUUUCCGAAGCCCGAGCAUGUUAUGAAGUGUCCCAGACCUCAAAUAAGGACAUUUUCUUAGCAACUUCCCACAUGCUAAAUCCAGGAUUGUUCAUUCGUCAAAUCGGAGAUUUGAGCGUGGACAAAAGACGACUUGAUAUUCCAGCAGAACGGCCGAAGCCAACAGCUCCUGAACAUCUUUUCGAAAAGGAGCCGCCUCCAGUACCCAAACAGCCGCCACCACCUGCUAAACAGCCGUCAGCUGCCGCCCAGGCUGCCGCCACUACUGCGUUUGCAAAUAUGAACCUCAACGGACAGGCACCGUCGUCAAAUGGCGGUGCUACGCCUAAACCGCCUCCUGGAAAAGUCAAGAAAGAAAAAAAACAUCGUUUUUUUUGA